Blastomyces dermatitidis ER-3 is the source of this 252-nucleotide messenger RNA. RefSeq lists its product as uncharacterized. The record is from RefSeq and is a predicted model, not a curated record. Lineage: Eukaryota; Fungi; Ascomycota; Eurotiomycetes; Onygenales; Ajellomycetaceae. The coding region runs from base 1 to 252 and encodes 83 amino acids. The transcript has a single exon.
AUGAAGAGCUUCACCAAUGCAAUCAUCAUCAUCAAUAAGAAUAGAGAAAACCAGAUCUUAGACCUGCAGCAGGAGAUCAAAUGUUUACACAGACAGAUAACUAUGCUGAACCUGAAGAUCUUAUCACAAUUGUUCACAACCUCUUCAGAAGUGUACACAUCAUCAGAGACUGCUGCACAGGAUGAGAAUUCAAGCAUGAAAUAUAUCAAGUCAGAAGAUCUGUCAGAGCUAUCAAGCUUCAAUGAUGACUGA